UCCUGGCUUUGAGACCUUGCAUGUGUGUGAUUGAUUCAGCAAUACGAGAUGGCCGUUACAAAGAGGAUUUGCUCCGGGUCACCCAGGCAGGAGCAUGUGCACAUCCUGUUGUAGCUGGUUUUGUUUGGAACCUACCGCCACAGUGGAAGAAAACGUCAGCUCAUGGCGCCAGGCCUACACAAACUUGGGCUACAACCAAUCCCUAACCUCUCCUGAACAUUUGUGCAAGGCCUGCGGAGGCCAUUUUGACACCAUUGCUAGGAAGCAUGUCUGUGUGGACUGCAAGAAGAACUUCUGCGGCCACUGCUCGGUGCAGCUGGAGCCGCCAUGCCCGCGCCUCUGCCACACAUGUCAGCGCUUUCACGGAACCCUAUUCGACCGCGCCCAGUUGAUGCGACUCAAGGUGCGGGAGCUGCGCGACUACCUCCACCUGCAUGAGGUGCCCACCCAGACGUGCCGGGAAAAGGAGGAGCUGGUUGAGCUGGUCCUGGGCCAGCAGACCCCGAGCACCAGCACCAGCAGUGAGAUGGUGUCCUCCCAGCCCGGGGCUCACAACAACGUCCCUUCCCCAGGCACACCGUCCCCUCCCCAGACACAGGGCCCUAUCAGCCCUGACACAUUGAGCCCAGAGCAGCCAGAACAAUCAGCCCCCGAGGCAGAGCCAGAGUCAGAGCAGAUCUCUGAUGAGGAAGAAGAAGAGGAUGAUGAAGAAGAGGAGGACGAGGGUGAAGAGUCAUCGGACAACGAGGAGACCCUGAUCCCUGGCCGCAGGGCCUCUCUGUCUGACCUGAGCUGCGUUGAGGACAUCGAGGGUCUGAGCGUGCGCCAGCUCAAGGAGAUCUUGGCCCGUAACUUUGUCAACUAUAAGGGCUGCUGCGAGAAGUGGGAGCUGAUGGAGAGGGUCACCCGCCUCUACAAUGACCAGAAGGACCUCCAGAACCUAGUUUCAGAUACAAGAAGUAAAGAAGACCCAGCGGCUCCCAAGAGCCAGGAGGAGAACCUCUGUCGGAUCUGCAUGGACUCUCCCAUUGACUGUGUUCUGCUGGAGUGCGGCCACAUGGUCACCUGCAGCAAGUGCGGCAAGCGCAUGAGCGAGUGCCCCAUCUGCAGGCAGUACGUGGUACGGGCGGUGCAUGUCUUCAGGUCCUGAUGCAUUGCCACAGGGAGGGACACACACUGGACACCAUUGACAAAAUGGCAUUGCUGCCACCACUGCUCAGCGAUAGCAUAGCUUACAAGAAUACACUCUAUAAUGCACACUCUCACUCAUUCAAACAGUCUUCUUCAUACUGGUGUUCCAGACUAAUAACCUGUCUCCACUUUUCUGGGUUCUCAGUUUUUCUACUCCACCUGAACUUAUUGUUUCUGCAAUUUCAGCAUUUUACAAGAACUCAAGAUUUCAGUACAAUAACUUUGUUAUUCAAAAUAGUUUUAUGAUUAGAUGAUGUACUAGGUAUCAUGUAUUCAGAUUGGUGCCAGUCAGACACCAAACUAUAUUGGGAUGACAGCGAUACCUUUUCAAAUUCUGAGUUUAUUAGGUAGAGAUCAUGGAAAUUAUAUAUUGCAUUUUUCAGUCAUUGCAUUUGUGUGCAUGGAGAAACAACACAACUGAGUUUCAUAGCUGAGAAACACAGGGCCUUACUAGAGAUGGAAUUGAAUAAGAAGCAAUGUGCUCACUCAAAAGUAUGAAUGAAAUUCUAAAUCCUGGUAAGAGAGGGAAUAUGUUAGGCUACUAUGUUGUUCAUAUCAAUAGCAAAACAGACAGAGUGGCCAGAAUGGUGCUAUUUGACCAAUGGUGAACAACAAGCGGCGGUAAUGUCAAGAGACCAAAAUCUCGAAAACCUCAAAACAGUUUAUUUCCAACCUUAUCGCCCUAAGCAAGGCUUGGAAAAUGCAGGCUUGGAUAUGACAGUGCGGAUAUUUGAUGCAGGCAAAGCAGUAGUUGUGUAAUUGGUGCAUUAAGUGGCGCGCAGAAUACUUGAAGUGCCAAGGUCUGUUUUGCGCCCUCCAAAUGUCACUCUCCGACUUCAGUACCUGCAACCCAGCUGAUCUGUUAAUUGGUUUUGUGGUCCAGAGAGCUAUCUUUAGGUGCAGUCACUUGCUAAGCAUAGAACCCAGGCCUUAUUUGUCUUAUUGGCUAUCCUUCAGACACAGAGAUGUGUGGUGGUUGAACAUAGCAUCCUAGGAGUGGAAACAGCCCUUUAAAUACAAUUGUCUGCUUGUAGCUCACCGAAAGUACUUGAGGAGGGUCAAGGAGGCAUACGGCUUAGUUUCAUUUGCCCUUUUAUGGUCAAAAUACCCUUUAACUUGCAGAUAUUUUAUCAAAACUGGAAAUGAACACACAUUGACUUGACAGUAAUAGACAGUUAAUAUACAGUUCUGUAAAUGAGCCACCAUGGGAACAUUUUCUGAAAUGUAAACCAUACACAGUAGAUAUGCAUUUUUUAAAAAUUCUCUGGAUGUCGUCAAUUGUUUGAUGUUGUUUGAGGUCAGUUCCAUGACCUUACCCCAAAUUAGGUUUGGGGUAAAGAGAGCUGACCUCGUUUGGCAGCAUGUCUCCAUUCUAUGGCUCUCACCAUCCGCCUCUUAUCAGCAAGUGCCCCAGAACGGAAUGCUCAUUGACUACGCAGUGCACUGAAUGCACUCAUUUCCUAAUGACAAGUUGAUGAAUUAUGUUAACUACUAGUUUAUCAAAACAUCACAAUGUUUUCUGCAAAACUUUGUUUGUGGGAGUGUUUUUUAGGAGGGGUUCAUUCUAUUCCAACUGUAGGCAAUUCAGUACAUUUAUUGAGAUUUAAUUGAUAUGAAAUUAGGGGCAAUUUUCGAUAAUUCAUGUGAAUUGCAAUGCAUUUCUCAAAUGUCC
Molecule: messenger RNA, 2863 nt
Organism: Coregonus clupeaformis (lake whitefish)
Lineage: Eukaryota; Metazoa; Chordata; Actinopteri; Salmoniformes; Salmonidae
Product: E3 ubiquitin-protein ligase rififylin
Exons: 7
Coding region: 95-1150 (351 amino acids)
Biological process (GO): proteasome-mediated ubiquitin-dependent protein catabolic process; protein K48-linked ubiquitination; negative regulation of extrinsic apoptotic signaling pathway via death domain receptors
Cellular component (GO): plasma membrane; cytoplasm
Molecular function (GO): ubiquitin protein ligase activity
Source: RefSeq, a predicted model, not a curated record